Tinamus guttatus (white-throated tinamou) is the source of this 2997-nucleotide messenger RNA. Lineage: Eukaryota; Metazoa; Chordata; Aves; Tinamiformes; Tinamidae. The record is from RefSeq and is a predicted model, not a curated record.
AUGAUGGCAAGAUGGCACAGGACAGACAAGAAGAGUGGUGUGGCAAUAUACAAUUUCAAAGGUACAGGGAUAUCACAGUUACCUCUCCAGAUUGGUGAUGUGGUCCAUAUCUUGGAGGCCUGUGAAGAUUGGUACAGGGGUUAUCUAGUAAGACAUAAAGGACUGGAGGGAAUAUUUCCUAAAUCUUUUAUCCACAUCAAGGAAGUUUCUGUGGAAAAGAAAAGACAUGCAGAAAACAUAAUACCUGCUGAAAUCCCUUUAGUGCAAGAAGUUACCACUACCCUCUGGGAAUGGGGCAGCAUCUGGAAACAGCUCUAUGUGGCAAAUAAGAAAGACCGGUUCCAGCAGGUACAGUCUAUGAUGUGUGACUUAAUGGAAUGGCGAUCGCAACUUCUAUCUGGGACUCUGCCAAAAGAUGAACUGAAAGAACUCAAGCAGAAAGUCACUUCCAGAAUUGACUAUGGUAACAAGAUACUUGAGCUAGACUUAAUAGUUAGAGAUGAAGAUGGGAAUAUCUUGGAUCCAGAUAAAACCAGUGUCAUCAGCCUAUUUCAUGCACAUGAAGAAGCAACUAAUAAAAUCACUGAGAGGAUUAAGGAGGAAAUGUCAAAGGAUCAACCAGAUUAUGCAUCGUACUCGCGAAUGUCUUCAUCCCCCACCCACAGUCUGUACGUCUUCGUGCGGAAUUUUGUUUGCCGAAUUGGGGAGGAUGCAGAGCUCUUUAUGUCACUAUAUGACCCACAGAAACUAACAAUUAUAAGUGAGAACUAUUUGGUGCGAUGGGGGAGCAAAGGUUUUCCAAAGGAAAUCGACAUGCUCAACAAUCUGAAAGUAGUAUUCACAGAUCUUGGAAAUAAAGACCUUAGCAGAGAUAAAGUUUAUUUAGUUUGCCAAAUAGUCCGAGUUGGAAGGAUGGAUCUCAAAGACAGCAACUCCAAAAAAUGCACGCAGGGACUGAGGCGGCCUUUUGGAGUAGCAGUUAUGGAUAUUACAGAUAUCAUAAAAGGAAAAUCUGAAAGUGAUGAAGAAAAGCAGCAUUUCAUUCCCUUUCACCCGGUAGUAGCAGAGAAUGACUUUUUACACAGUCUGCUAAGCAAAGUCACAGCAUCAAAAGGAGACAGUGGUGGACAAGGUCUUUGGGUAACUGUGAAAAUGCUUGUUGGCAAUGUGACUCAAACUAGGAAGGACUAUCCACACCUUGUAGACAGAACCACAGCUGUUGCUAGAAAGCUGGGAUUCCCUGAAAUAAUCAUGCCAGGAGAUAUAAGAAAUGACAUUUAUAUUACAUUGAUCUCUGGAGAUUUCGAUAAAUACAAUAAAACAACUCAGAGAAAUGUGGAAGUGAUAAUGUGCGUUUGUGAUGAAGAAGGAAAAGUGAUAUCAAAUGCUGUUUGCUUGGGAGCGGGGGACAAGCCCGUGAGCGAGUAUCGAUCCGUUCUCUACUACCAGGUCAAGCAGCCCCGCUGGAUGGAAACACUAAAGGUAGCAGUCCCAAUUGAAGACAUGCAGAGAAUACAUUUACGUUUCAUGUUCAGACACAGGUCAUCUCAAGAGUCUAAAGAUAAAGGAGAAAAGAAUUUUGCAAUGGCUUACAUAAGGUUAAUGAAAGAAGAUGGAACAACUCUGCAAGAUGGCAUCCAUGAUUUGCUAGUCCUAAAGGGUGAUAGCAAAAAAAUGGAAGAUGCCAGUGCCUAUUUGAUGUUACCUUCUACACGCCAGCACACAGAAAGUAAAGGAGCAACUAUAGGCAGGAACUCAAGCAUUGUAGGGGGGCUUUCAGUAAGCUCACGAGAUGCAUUUUUUAUUUCAACGCUCGUUUGUUCUACGAAGUUAACGCAAAAUGUGGGCCUACUGGGCCUUUUGAAGUGGCGUAUGAAGCCAGAGCUGCUACAGGAAAACCUGGAAAAAUUGAAGAUUGUGGAUGGAGAGGAGGUUGUGAAGUUUCUCCAAGACACGCUGGAUGCCCUGUUUAACAUCAUGAUGGAACAUUCCCAUAGUAAUGAGUAUGACAUCCUUGUCUUUGAUGCACUGAUAUAUAUAAUAGGGCUCAUUGCGGAUCGCAAGUUUCAACAUUUCAACACCGUUUUGGAAGCGUAUAUCCAACAGCAUUUUAGUGCAACUUUGGCAUACAAGAAAUUAAUGACAGUUCUGAAGACUUACUUGGAUACUUCUAGCCGAGGAGAGCAGUGUGAACCAAUUCUGAGAACUCUGAAAGCUUUGGAAUAUGUGUUUAAAUUCAUUGUUAGGUCAAGGAAAUUAUUUUCACAGUUAUAUGAAGGCAAAGAGCAAACCGAAUUUGAGGAAUCUAUGAGGAGACUCUUUGAAUCUAUCAACAACCUGAUGAAAAGUCAGCAUAAAACAGCCAUUUUGUUGCAGGUUGCUGCCUUGAAGUACAUACCAUCAGUUCUUCAUGAUGUUGAAACUGUCUUUGAUGCCAAGCUACUGAGCCAACUGCUGUAUGAAUUUUACACUGGCAUUCCACCUGUGAAACUGCAGAAGCAGAAGGUGCAGUCCAUGAAGGAAAUAGUACGCAGCAACCUUUUUAAAAAACAAGAAUGCAGGGACAUUCUGCUUCCUGUUAUUACUAAAGAGCUGAAGGAGUUACUGGAACAAAGAGAUGAUCAGCAGCUCCAAGUCCAAGAGAAGAAGUACUGUGUUGAAUUACUCAAUAGCAUCCUGGAAGUUCUGAGCUGUCAAGACCCUGCAUCAACUUAUGACCAUAUUCAAGAAAUAAUGGUACAGUUGUUACGCACAGUGAACAGAACUGUUAUUGCAAUGAGACGAGAUGACCCCUUAAUUAGUCAUUUUGUAGCCUGCAUGACCGCCAUCUUAAACCAGAUGAACAACCAACAUUACUCGGUUUAUAUUGAAACUUUUCAGACAAGUUCGGAACUAGUGGACUUCUUGAUGGAAACAUUUAUAAUGUUCAAAGAUCUCAUUGGAAAGAAUGUUUACCCUGCAGAUUGGAUGGCAAUGAGCAUGGUGCAGAACAGGUAA